Molecule: messenger RNA, 4348 nt
Organism: Nothobranchius furzeri (turquoise killifish)
Lineage: Eukaryota; Metazoa; Chordata; Actinopteri; Cyprinodontiformes; Nothobranchiidae
Source: RefSeq, a predicted model, not a curated record
AUGACAGAAUCAUCCGGCCAAGACGUUAACCCAGCAGAAUCAAUACUCACCUCUCUUUCUCACAGAUUAGCCCAGCAGGAACAAAUCCUCCCGAAACUCAUGGAGCAGUUAACCCAAUCCAACCAACGCUGCCAGCAGUUGGAGACAAUAGUUCGGCAACUACAUGAAUCCAUUUCUACGACUCGUCCCUCCACAUCCUCCUCGGAUUCACAGUUAAAUCCAACCACUGCUACAAGCAUUCAUGGAGCUGAAGCUACAAGCUCCUCAGAGGAGACUCAUUUCCGCGUUGCCCCGUCACCGGCGACAACCACCUUCGGAGGUGAGUUUGAGGAGUGUCACAGUUUCCUGCUUCAAUGCAGAUUGGCAUUUGAACGUAGCCCUGCUGCUUUUAGAUCUGAUUCAGCCAAGAUCUCCUAUGUUGUUGGACUUUUACGGGGCAGAGCCUUAAGAUGGGCUGAGGCCAAGAGCCACAAUGAUUCGUUUUUACAUGGACUCUUUAAUGACUUUGUGACAGAAUUCACCCAGACGUUUGGCAGUGUGGAAUCUGUUUCUGACAUCAGGAGGAAACUAAUAAAUCUCUCCCAAGGCAGACGUUCUGUGGCAGACCUGGCUGUGGAUUUUCGAAUCUUAGCAGCACGCACGACUUGGGAUGAGGAUGCCCUUAUGGGGGCUGGCCAUGUCAAUAGACAAGCGUCACCGCGAGAUGAGAAGAGUGGAGUUGGUGACCCCUCUUCCUGUUCCAGAACAUUCCUCCGGGGCCAGGGGGCGUUCCACACCCGAACUCCUACCCAAGGACGAACCCAUGCAAAUGGGCAGAGCCAAACUCACUCAGGAAGAAAAAGAGCACCGACGCAAGAUGGGACUCUGUUUAUAUUGUGGAAUAGCGGGGCAUGUCGUGAACAACUGUCCCUCUCUGGUAAAAGGGCACGCCCACCGGUAAGACCGGGUCUAUUGGUGGGCGGUAACCUGAUUUCUUCUGUGACCCGGUGUUCUUUGCCAUGCACUUUGUUUUAUCAAUCUAAGCAGAUUCCUCUUGAAGCCCUAGUGGAUUCUGGGUGUGAGCAAUCGUUAUUGGACCCUCGACUGGUGACUGAAUGGGGAAUUCCCACAACGAAGCUCUCUACGCCUCGCUCUGUCUCUUCCCUGGAUAACCGCAAUCUCUCAUCCAUAACUCUCCAGACGGUUCCUCUCCGCCUUCAGGUUUCAGGUAACCAUGUGGAGACUCUCACUUUUUAUGUGUUCCCUUCCCCUCAGUCUCCACUGGUGCUAGGACAUUCAUGGCUUGUCCGCCACAACCCCUUUCUCGACUGGAGGGAGAACAAGAUCAUUGGAUGGGGCCCAGAGUGCUCGCAGUUGUGUCUGCGCUCCGCAGCUCUGCCUAGCCGUGGACCUGUCAAUCCCCCUGCAGAGAACAUCGAUCUGGCUACGGUACCACAAGUUUACCAUGAUCUGAAACUUGUUUUUAGUAAAGACCGUGCUUCUUCAUUACCCCCACACAGACCGUUUGACUGUGCUAUAGAUCUAUUACCCGGAGCCCCUCUGCCUUCCAGCCGUUUGUACCAACUGUCCAAACCGGAGAGAGAGAGCAUGGAGGAGUACAUCCAGGACUGUCUUGCAGCCGGCACUAUUCGACCGUCAUCCUCCCCUCUGGGUGCCGGCUUCUUUUUCGUGCCUAAGAAGGACGGUUCCCUCAGGCCCUGCAUUGACUAUAGAGAAGCUGAAUCCGCUUUUCAGGUUCUGAAGAAGAGAUUUGCCGACGCACCCAUCCUACACCGGCCUGACCCUCAACGUCAGUUUACACUGGAGGUGGAUGCCUCGGACACUGGUGUGGGGGCUGUGCUCUCCCAGGUGGCUGAAGAGGACAAACGCCUGCAUCCCUGUGCGUUCUUCUCACGACGCCUCACACCUACCGAGAGCCGUUACGACGUAGGGGACAGAGAGCUGUUGGCUGUGAAACUGGCCAUUGAGGAAUGGAGACAUUGGUUGGAGGGGGCUGAACAACCAUUCAUCAUCUGGACUGACCAUAAGAACCUCAUCUACCUCAAGGAAGCCAAACGUUUAAACCCACGCCAGUACAGAUGGUCUCUUUUCUUUUCUCGGUUUAAUUUCCUGAUCUCUUACAGACCCGGUACAAAGAAUACCAAACCCGACGCACUCUCUAGACAAUAUGCUCCAGACCGGGAUAACCCACCAUCGACCAUCCUUCCCUCCAACUGUGUGUUAGGGAGCGUCACCUGGGAGAUCCGGGAGCAGGUACUGGAGGCCCUUAAGACUGACCCUGGUCCAGACAACGGCCCCCCGGGUAAACUGUUUGUUCCCCAAUCUGUUAGAGGCAAGGUCAUUCACUGGGCUCAUGCUGGUCGGUUCUCCUUACAUCCGGGGGUGGCACGCACUGUGGCCCUUAUUAAACGUACAUUUUGGUGGCCGUCCAUUUUUAAAGAUACCAAGGACUAUGUUUCUGGUUGUCACACCUGUUCCCAACACAAGGGGGACCAUCGCCUCCCAGCCGGUCUACUCCAGCCUCUGCCUACUCCCUCACGGCCUUGGUCGCACAUCGCCCUGGACUUCGUCUGUGGUCUCCCCAUCUCCCACGGUUUCACCUCCAUUCUUACCAUAGUCGACCGGUUUUCAAAGGCUUGCCACCUGGUGCCCCUUAAAUCUCUCCCUUCAUCCGCAGGCACAGCGCAGCUCCUGGUUAAGCAUGUGUUCCGUCUCCAUGGCAUCCCGGAGGAGAUCCUGUCGGAUCGGGGUCCGCAGUUCGUGUCCCAAGUAUGGAAGGAGUUCGCAGAGGCCUUGGGGGCUAAAGUGGCGCUUACCUCUGGACACCACCCCCAAACCAACGGCCAAUGCGAACGGAUGAACCAGGAGCUGGGGGCCAUGCUGCGCUGUGUCUGCUCCAUUCACCCGUCGUCCUGGAGCACCCAUCUUCCCUGGGUGGAGUAUGCCCAUAACAGCCACAUCUCUACGGCUACAGGUCAGUCCCCGUUUGAGGCUUCCCUCGGUUUUCAACCCUCGCUUUUCCCCGCACAAUCUACGCCUGGCUCCUCCGUUCCCCAAUUCCUCCGUUGUGCCCGUCGUGCCUGGACCACCACCAGGGCGGCGCUGGAUCGUACUGCACAGAGGAACAAGCAGGUAGCUGAUCGCCGACGGCGUCCGGCCCCAGUCUACGUCCCAGGGCAGUCUGUGUGGUUAUCGUCCAGGAACAUUCCACUGAAGGCCUCUUCCCGUAAGUUAUCUCCCCGGUUCAUUGGUCCCUUUAAAGUUUUGGCUGUUCCGUCCCCCACUACGGUCCGCCUGGAUCUCCCUCGGACCCUACGUGUGCACCCGGUGUUCCACGUCUCCCUGGUCAAGCCUGUGGUCACCAGUCCUCUCUGUCCCGUGCCUGCACCUCCUCCUCCGGCUCGCCUGCACCAGGGGGACUUGAUCUACACUGUUCGCAGGAUCCUGGACUCCCGUCCCCGCGGUCGGGGUAUGCAGUACCUUGUGGACUGGGAGGGCUACGGUCCCGAGGAACGCUCCUGGGUGCCACGCUCUGCCAUCCUGGAUCCUUCCCUCAUUCGGGAUUAUGAGGCUGCUGCGGCUAGGACGCCUGGAGGCGUCCGUUGGGGGGGGGGGGGGGUACUGUUGUGAGCUGGGAGGUGAGCACUCCACACACACCAUGACAUCACCUGGCUUGUGAGUUCUGUUUUCAGGAGAGAGAGCAGCAGCUGCAAUCAAUCAGCUGAUCAGUGGGUGGCCUUCAUAAGGAGGACGGAGGACACUGCUAAGCCGCCGGAUGAUUACGCCUACUGGUAGAGUCCCAGCCACAGUGUUAACUCGAUUUUGAAACCUUGACUUUGAACUGUCGGAACUUAGACUUUGAACUUUGAAACCUUAGCCUUGAACUUUAGAAACGUGUUUUUUGCUAGCGAUCUUUUGCUCAGAUUUUGUUCUCGUUUUGUCUCAGGCUCAGUCAUCUUUCCAUACACCACCCCCUCGCUGAGACCUUUUGGAUUUACUACUCGACCAUACUACGUCUGGACUUCACUCCCGGUUCCCGUCCUCCUCACGGCACUAACUGCUCCCAGCACUACAGGCUCUCUCUCUCUCCUUCCCUCCGGUUGUAAAACCUUGCCGAUCUUCAUCACCCCAGAAUACUCAUUCACUCUCCCAGCUCACCCCUCCCUGGAGAUCCUCCACCACGCUACAGCUGUAAGUCCUCCUACCAAACUCAUCCUCUACCACACUACAGUUUCAAUCAAGGACUCACCUCUGUUUCCCUUCCCUCAGACGCUGCUCCCGUUUACCCAUUCACUGGAUUUCCAGUGCACCCUAAGUUCUAGUUACCAAAUAAAUCUUUAUUUUUUCA